AUGUGCCUACUCAGUGUAAUGUUUCUUAUUCCUUAUAUACUUAUGAUAAAGAGUGGCCAAGCACCUAUGCAUUUAUUAGUAACGCGUGUUGGGCCAUGCCACAAUCAAGAGAAAAAUAUACUCAAAGUUUCGGAGUUCAGCGUUACAACACAGAAAUACGAUUCUAAGCUUAGCGGUAUGGUUCAUAUUUCUGAAAAUAUAGGUAAUGGUUGGAAGAUUAAGGCAACCAUGAACAAAUGUGCGGACAUACGUAAUACAGACUCGUGCGACUUCUUCAAAUCAUUCUUUGUAAUAAAUAAUGGCUGCAGUUCCAAUGAUAAUGAGUCGGAUUUGUAUAGCACCCUCUUCAAUUACACAAUUCCAAAAAUAAAAUGCCCCCUUCAGGCUGGAACCUACAAAUUGCAAAAUUAUCCGUUUCAUAGUGAUGAUAACUACGUUACGGCGUUCGAGUCUAAAACAACAACAAGUGCGUUUGGCUACACUUGUAGAUUGGAUGGUUUCUCUGUUUACAAGAAGAAAUUAAAAAAGAUAUUUUGUGCAGAAAUAUACUUAGAAGUGCUCUACAGGAGGCAUCACGCCUGGUCAACGAUCACCAAUAAUCAACCUAGUACAGAUCAGCCUGAUAACAGUCGAGAAUUUGUGGAUGAAAAUAAAUAA
Messenger RNA from Spodoptera littoralis (African cotton leafworm), 657 nucleotides. The record is from the annotation of a GenBank genome assembly. NCBI's taxonomy places the organism in Eukaryota, Metazoa, Arthropoda, Insecta, Lepidoptera, Noctuidae.